Molecule: messenger RNA, 17277 nt
Organism: Pelobates cultripes (western spadefoot toad)
Lineage: Eukaryota; Metazoa; Chordata; Amphibia; Anura; Pelobatidae
Source: the annotation of a GenBank genome assembly
CCAUCUUGGUAGAGGUAACGACAUUGGAAGACGGCCAUCUUGGAAGAGGCAGGUAUUAUUUCUAGUAUUCAAAUAACUGUGUUUUAGUCAAAUAGCUCGCAGUUUGCGGUUAGCUUCGUACAAAAAACAAAAAAAUAAACACAGAAAGGUAAUGACUUCUCUUUCUCUGCUACCCCAGUCACCUCUCUGGAUAGUUAGAAAUGCCACAACCAAGAUGGCCGCCCAAACCGGACACUGAUGGUCAGCCUGACUUCCUAGAAUGGCGUUAAGCUGACGUCAGAGGUGCAGGGUUGGCGAAGGUCUGGAGAGAACUGAUGGGGUGUUAUUAAAAAGGGAGGUGAGUGUGUUUCCUAGAGCCCCCAGGGCAUUGUGGGUUAAAGUGUGCAACCCCCUGUUUAUUGAAUAAACCCUGACAUCCCCUAAACAUGUAAAGCACAUGUAAUGUCAUGGCAGCUUGUGGGACCCAUGUUAGGAUAUAGUACCUGCACCCAUAAUAGUUUGGAGUUAGAGUGUUUACUAGUAUUCAUACAGGAAGUCCUAACAGCUGUAAGGAUGGCAAAGCAUCAUGGGAGUGGUAGUUCUGAAAAGGCAGGGGUGUUAUUUUUGGUCUCCCCUAAAAUAGAUAAGUGUGUGGCUCUAUGCUGGGCGAAGUUGCUAUGGUAACAUGAUUUUCUCUGUCUGUUUGUCUGGACCAGGGUCUCAUCAUGUACACGCUGCUCUCCGGGCUGUAUAAAUACAUGUUCCAGAAGGAUGAGUAUUGCAUCCUUAUCCUGGGUCUGGACAAUGCCGGCAAAACGGUAAGAUUGAACGGCAGGUGGGAACGGAAGAUGUAUAUCAGUGUCCAAUACAUGAGCUAUCACAGCUGGAUAUACCAGUAUCAGAUACAUGAGAGAUCUCAGCUGGAUAUACCAGUAUCCGAUACAUGAGAGAUCACAGCUAGAUAUACCGGUACCCGAUACAUGAGAGAUCACAGCUAGAUAUAGCGGUAUACGAUACAUGAGAGAUCACAGCUAGAUAUACCGGUGUCAGAUACAUGAGAGAUCACAGCUGGAUAUACUGGUAUCCAAUACAUGAGAGAUCACCGCUAGAUAUGCCAGUAUCCGAUACAUAAGAGAUCAUAGCUGGGUAUACCAGUGUCCAAUACAUGAGAGAUCACCGCUAGAUAUACCGGUAUCCGAUACAUGAGAGAUCACAGCUAGAUAUACCUGUGUUAGAUACAUGAGAGAUCACAGCUGAAUAUACCGGUGUCAGAUACAUGAGAGAUCACAGCUGGAUAUACUGGUAUCCAAAACAUGAGAGAUCACCGCUAGAUAUACCGAUGUCCGAUACGUGAGAGAUCACAACUAGAUAUACCGGUAUCCAAUACAUGAGAGGUCACAGUUAGAUAUACCUGUAUCUGAUUCAUGAGAGAUCACCGCUAGAUAUACCGAUACGUGAGAGAUCACAACUAGAUAUACCGCUGUCCAAUACAUGAGCGAUCACAGCUGGAUAUACUGGUAUCCAAUACAUGAGAGAUCACCGCUAGAUAUACCAGUAUCAGAUACAUGAGAUCAUAGCUGGAUAUACCGCUGUCCGAUAUGUGAGAGAUCACAGCUAGAUAUACCGCUGUCCGAUAUGUGAGAGAUCACAGCUAGAUAUACCGUUGUCCGAUACAUGAGAGAUCACAGCUGGAUAUGCCAGUGUCCGAUACAUGAGAGAUCACAGCUGGAUAUGCCGGUGUCCGAUAGAUGAGAGAUCACAGCUGGAUAUGCCGGUGUCCGAUAGAUGAGAGAUCACAGCUGGAUAUGCCGGUGUCCGAUACAUGAGAGAUCACAGCUGGAUAGGCCGGUGUCCGAUACAUGAGAGAUUCGAGCUGGAUAUACCGGUAUCAGAUACAUGAGAGAUCACAGCUGGAUAUGCCGGUAUCAGAUACAUGAGAGAUCACAGCUGGAUAUACCGGUAUCAGAUACGUGAGAGAUCACACCUAGAUAUACCGGUAUCAGAUACAUGAGAGAUCACACCUAGAUAUACCAGCAUAAGAUCUAGGAAAAGAUAGAUAUACUAUAUCAGAUAAGGAAGAGGGCACAGCUGGAUAUACCAACAUGAGAUAUAUGAGAGUGCAGAGCUAGGCAUUGCAGUAAGACCUACAGUGUAACUGAAAUUAAUCCGGAGACACUGUGCCAGGCUGUGUAUUAGUGAUUCCACUGGAGACACUGUGCCAGGCUUCGUAUUAGUGAUUCAUCUCUGGAGUCCAUGUGCCAGGCUGUAUGUUAGUGAUUGCUCAGGAGACACUGUGCCAGGCUGUGUAUUAGUGAUUGAUCUCUGGAGUCAAUGUGCCAGGCUGUGUAUUAGUGAUUGAUCUCUGGAGUCAAUGUGCCAGGCUGUGUAUUAGUGAUUGAUCUCUGGAGUCAAUGUGCCAGGCUGUGUGUUAGUGAUUGCUCAGGAGACACUGUGCCAGGCUGUGUGUUAGUGAUUGCUCAGGAGACACUGUGCCAGGCUGUGUAUUAGUGUUUGAUCUCUGGAGUCAAUGUGCCAGGCUGUGUGUUAGUGAUUGCUCUGGAAACACUGUGCCAGGCUGUGUGUUAGUGAUUGCUCUGGAGACACUGUGCCAGGCUGUGUGUUAGUGUUUGAUCUCUGGAGUCAAUGUGCCAGGCUGUGUGUUAGUGAUUGCUCUCUGGAGACACUGUGCCAGGCUGUGUGUUAGUGAUUGCUCUCUGGAGACACUGUGCCAGGCUGUGUGUUAGUGAUUGCUCUGGAGACACUGUGCCAGGCUGUGUGUUAGUGAUUGCUCUGGAGUCAAUGUGCCAGGCUGUGUGUUAGUGAUUGAUCUCUGGAGUCAAUGUGCCAGGCUGUGUGUUAGUGAUUGCUCUGGAGACACUGUGCCAGACUGUGUGUUAGUGAUUGCUCUGGAGACACUGUGCCAGGCUGUGUGUUAGUGAUUGCUCUGGAGACACUGUGCUAGGCUGUGUGUUAGUGAUUGCUCUGGAGACACUGUGCUAGGCUGUGUGUUAGUGAUUCCUCUGGAGACACUGUGCCAGGCUGUGUGUUAGUGAUUGCUCUGGAGACACUGUGCUAGGCUGUGUGUUAGUGAUUCCUCUGGAGACACUGUGCCAGGCUGUGUGUUAGUGAUUGCUCUGGAGACACUGUGCCAGACUGUGUGUUAGUGAUUGCUCUGGAGACACUGUGCCAGGCUGUGUGUUAGUGAUUGCUCUGGAGACACUGUGCCAGGCUGUGUGUUAGUGAUUGCUCUGGAGACACUGUGCUAGGCUGUGUGUUAGUGAUUCCUCUGGAGACACUGUGCCUGGCUGUGUGUUAGUGAUUGCUCUGGAGACACUGUGCCAGGCUGUGUAUUGGUGAUUGCUCUGGAGACACUGUGCCAGGCUGUAUAUUAGUGAUUCCUCUGGAAACACUGUGCCAGACUGUGUGUUAGUGAUUGCUCUGGAGACACUGUGCUAGGCUGUGUGUUAGUGAUUCCUCUGGAGACACUGUGCCAGGCUGUGUGUUAGUGAUUGCUCUGGAGACACUGUGCCAGGCUGUGUAUUGGUGAUUGCUCUGGAGACACUGUGCCAGGCUGUGUAUUAGUGAUUCCUCUGGAAACACUGUGCCAGACUGUGUGUUAGUGAUUGCUCUGGAGACACUGUGCCAGGCUGUAUAUUAGAAGUGAUUCCUCCGAGCAUUACUGUGCCAGGCUGUGUGUGUUGGGUGAUUGCCUGGGAGACACUGUGCCAGGCUGUGCAUUGGUGAUUGCCUGGGAGUCAAUGUGCCAGGCUGUGUAUUAGUGAUUCCUCUGAGACAAAUGUGCCAGGCCGUGUGUUAGUGAUUGCUCCUCUUGAGACACUGUGCCAGGCUGUGUGUUAGUGGAUUGCUCUGCACCGUGCCAGGCUGUGUGUUAGUGGAUUGCUCGGGAGUCAAUGUGCCAGGCUGUGUGUUAGUGAUUGUUCUCUGGAGUCAAUGUGCCAGGCUGUGUGUUAGUGAUUGCUCUGGAGACACUGUGCCAGACUGUGUGUUAGUGAUUGCUCUGGAGACACUGUGCCAGGCUGUGUGUUAGUGAUUGCUCUGGAGACACUGUGCCAGGCUGUGUGUUAGUGAUUGCUCUGGAGACACUGUGCCAGGCUGUGUGUUAGUGAUUGCUCUGGAGACACUGUGCUAGGCUGUGUGUUAGUGAUUCCUCUGGAGACACUGUGCCAGGCUGUGUGUUAGUGAUUGCUCUGGAGACACUGUGCCAGGCUGUGUAUUGGUGAUUGCUCUGGAGACACUGUGCCAGGCUGUAUAUUAGUGAUUCCUCUGGAAACACUGUGCCAGACUGUGUGUUAGUGAUUGCUCUGGAGACACUGUGCUAGGCUGUGUGUUAGUGAUUCCUCUGGAGACACUGUGCCAGGCUGUGUGUUAGUGAUUGCUCUGGAGACACUGUGCCAGGCUGUGUAUUGGUGAUUGCUCUGGAGACACUGUGCCAGGCUGUAUAUUAGUGAUUCCUCUGGAAACACUGUGCCAGACUGUGUGUUAGUGAUUGCUCUGGAGACACUGUGCCAGGCUGUAUAUUAGUGAUUCCUCUGGAGACACUGUGCCAGGCUGUGUGUUAGUGAUUGCUCUGGAGACACUGUGCCAGGCUGUGUAUUGGUGAUUGCUCUGGAGUCAAUGUGCCAGGCUGUGUAUUAGUGAUUCCUCUGGAGACAAUGUGCCAGGCUGUGUAUUAGUGAUUGCUCUGCACUACUUAAUUGAAUUUUAUUUCUCUCAUACAGACAUUUUUGGAGCAAACUAAAAUCAGAUUCAGUCGGAAUUACAAGGGGAUGAACCUUUCUAAGAUCACAACCACCGUGGGACUAAACAGUAAGUGUAUCUGGGGUGACUAUUGUAAAGGGCAGUAGGAAUAAGGAAAAUAUAUUCAUAAUUACCGAUCCAUGGCAGCAUCACUAAUAGAUACCUCUUUCCCUCUCGGCUAACAGAACAGGAAUUAAAAAUAGACCUCCCCACUCCUAACCCUCAGUCUAGUUACAAGUCUGUGAGGUAGAGAAAAGUGGGGGCAACUGAUGCUGCCAUGGAUCUACCUGGGAAAAAGAAAAUUACGGUAAGUAAUCCAUGGCAGCAUCACUAAUGGGUAAUACACAAAAACACAUUUACAAAUGCAGAAAUAAAUUUACAAACAGAAUUGAGAACCUCACAACCAAACUGAGAGUCCUUAGCAGCCCUGACAUCAAGACAAAUAUACUACCGGAACCCAAAGUCGCUGCCUUGCAAAUACUCUUGAUGGGAAUCUUUGCUGCAGCUGCCCACAAAGAAGAGCGAGACCUAGUCGAAUGAGCCUUAAAUCCAUCUGGGAUUUGAACAUUUUGAGUGUCAUAAGCUUCAAUAAUUGCAGCCACUAUCCACCUGGAAUAAGAGAAAGUUUAUUCGACUUCCUUCACAAUCCCAUGGUCUAAUUCUUUCUAAGGAAAUGGAAAAACAUCUCCCCACAUUCAAAGUGUGCCAAUGUGCUUCAUCUUCUGUGAUGGUUUAACCCCAAAAGUUGCCUCCAGCACCAAUCUCCAGGUCCUCCAGAAUCCCAGAAUUUAGGCAAUUAAAGUCAGCAGAACCUUGGAGAAAGUGUGAGGUGCCAUGCUUAGGCCAAAGGGUAGACUGCAUAACUGGAAAUGUUCCUGUAGGAUGGUGAAUCUGAGAAACCUCUGAUGUUUUUCCGCAAUGGGUAAGUGGAAGUAAGCAUCUUGUAGGUCUGUCUGGACAAACUAAUCCCCUUGAUGAAUUGCUUCUGCAAUAGAUUGUACAGUUUUAUAUAUUGUCAGUCAACACUUUGCCCAUCUCUACGUGGACAAUUUUCCAAAAGUGUUGGAGUGUCCUGCACUCCCACCACACGUGCACCAUAGUGCCCUUUUCCUCUCCGCAUCUCCAGCAGCUAUCUGGGUCAGGAGAUAUUUUGUGUAAGCAGUCAGGUACCAUCAGGUCAGUAUUUUAAAGCUAAUUUCCCUGAAACGGGUGCUAGGGGAGCCCAGGUGGGUUAUGGUGUUUAUCUUUGUCUACUGUAAAAGAUCUCCCUAAGUCUUCUUACCAUUUUGCCAUGUAUGGUAAGGGCGCUAUCUGUGGUCUAGAUAGUAAUAGUCGGUAUAGUUGACAGAUGCCCCUAUAUAGGGACUUCCUUGAACUGGAUGAUUGUUCUAGUGAGGUUUUGUUUAGGUGUGAUUGAAUGAUUAAAGUGUGAGAACUGUAUAAAUCAAACAUUUUCAAGGGGGGAGAGUUGUUUGUCUGGUAAUAAAUCUGAGCUGCAUGUUAGCACGGAUAGUGUAUGCGACCCAAACGGGUGCAUCAAAGUACACGCACAUGCGCAAACAACACUUCCAAACGCCGGGAGUAUAUUUAUCUGAAUGAGUAACUCAAUUUAGAUUUAAAGAAAAACACCUAUAGCACCAGGCCAGCAGCUAUAAGGACUGGAAAAAGACAGAAGGAUUGGUAGGGUAGGUCUCUUUUAUAAUCUUUAUUUCCAUUUCCUGUCCUGGUAGUAAAGUAGGGAAGGAGCUACCCGUUAAUGAUGCUGCCAUAGAUUGUCCAAGAAAGACUUUUUCCACAGUUCUGUUAAUGUUACCAGAUCCUCGCUCUCCUUUCUUGAAAUGUCCUGGCCUGUGGUAUGUAGCAUUUAUAUGCAGCACUAAAUAAAUCUGUUUAAAGGAAUGGACUCUGUUAUAGAUCAUCUACAACAAGAGCUAAAUUGCCCCUGGCCCCCUCUACCCAUUGCCUUGCUUACACAACUUCGGGUGCUCUAAGACCGGACCGUAAAACUGUUCCUGGAGGCCGGGACAGCCGCAAAACCCUCAGCGGGACCAGGCGCCAAUGUCGUGUAACUCUGAGUCGGCCUGUUCCCUAGCGGCUGCCCAGUGAAAUGUACAGCCGGACUAACUCCGUAAAAUUAAGAGCUACAGGAGAGAUUUUUGGAGAGGAGGUAGAGGGGAGAGAGGUGCCCAAACAAUACCUAAGACCCAGGGGGAGCCCCCCUUCUCCAUCCCACAAUCACCAAAUUUUAGUAACCGGCGCAUAGAGCGCUCAACGUUGUUAAGGCAAGGAGGGGGGUAGAGGGGACCAGGGGUGAUUUAAUUCUUGUCGUAGAUGGUGUAUAAAGGAGUCCUGCACUUGUUGGCCUUGUGAAUUUACAGGCCCCCACCACAAAAUACUCCAAACACCAUAAGCAAAACAGCCCACUGAAGUGGUUAUGGUAUCAGGAGUGUCUUGGGGCACUUUCAAAGUAAGUAGUCAAGCAGUUUGUCAACUAAUCUGAAUCCAGCUGGCAGGCUCCAGAUGUGUGAAGAGUGUCUUACGGUUUCAUUUUACAAAACAGGCAGAUUUCAAUAGAAAUUGGCACUUUUAUAAAUGAACCAUUUUACUGUCAAUGACCUCUGUUAGUUUAUCUCAGUGGAGCAGCAAUUGCCCAGAGCCACCUUCCUUGUAAAGACUUCUCAUUUCCCGUCUCUUUCAGUUGGCACCAUCGAUGUAGGGAAGGUCCGGCUGAUGUUCUGGGAUCUUGGCGGACAGGAUGAGCUGCAAUCUCUGUGGGACAAGGUGAGGAGUUUGGGGUAAAUGUUUCUAACGGAAUAACUUAAUACACUUUACAUACAAGUUAAUCUUUUACAGUGCGGGUUGCAUUGUGAGUGAAUAGCAAAUUAUUUUUUUGUGAGGUUAUGCUGACGUUUUUAUCCAUUUUUAUUGUUUUCUAUUACAAAACACACCUUGGAGCACUUAACGUAAUGUACCUUACUAAUGUGCCCGAGGUGGCUUGCAUCAUUGUAUUGUACCUGUUGAUUAAGUUAUUCCAAAAACAAAAAAAUCACUCUGCAUGUUGCUGUGCACAAUCCGAUAACUAUGCCUUGACUACUGUAUGUGAACAUCAUGGGCGACAGCCCACAUAAUGUAUUUUUAACAUGCUGAGAGACCAAUAAAUAAAGAAUAAAAAAAAAAGAAUAUUGCUAUUUAUUGUGAUUUGUGUAGUGCAUUCAUGAAUUGGCUACCUGGUAGAGGUGGUAUGACCGAUUUCGGCAUUAGAAGGAUUAAAGGACCACUCUAGGCACCCAGACCACUUCAGCUUAAUGAAGUGGUCUGGGUGCCAGGUCCUUCUAGGGUUAACCCAUUUUUUUAUAAACAUAGCAGUUUCAGAGAAACUGCUAUGUUUAUGAAUGGGUUAAGCUUUCCCCCUAAUCCUCUAGUGGCUGUCUCAUUGACAGCCACUAGAGGCGCUUGCGUGCUUCUCACUGUGAUUUUCACAGUGAGAGCACGCAAGCGUCCAUAGGAAAGCAUUGUAAAUGCUUUCCUAUGCGGCGGGCUGAAGGCGCGCGCAGCUCUUGCCGCGCGUGCGCAUUCAGCCGGCGGGGAGGAUCGGAGGCUGAGAGGAGGAGGAGAGCUCUCCGCCCAGCGCUGGAAAAAGGUAAGUUAUUACCCCUUUCCCCCUUCCAGAGCCGGGCGGGAGGGGGUCCCUGAGGGUGGGGGCACCCUCAGGGCACUAUAGUGCCAGGAAAACGAGUAUGUUUUCCUGGCACUAUAGUGGUCCUUUAAUUUGAUUGUGUAGCAAUGUGAUAUAUGUCAGAAGGUUUACAUCAUGAAUCCCUCUUUGUAAGCUGUGACUCCAACCAGAGCUCCUGCAAGGUGUGAAGUGGUACAUGAGUUGUCUCCAAGUCUGCAUUCAUUCUAAACUAAGUGGCUAGUCUGCCAUGUGCCUGUAUGCCAUCAUAGAUAGUUGAUUAUUUUGAUAUGCUAAAUAACCAUUAGCCGUCAGGGGGCCAUUGUCUGCAAUAGUCCUAUCCCAAAAAAACACUAAUAACCCACAGAUGAAUAAUCAUACCUCCUUUUGUGCAGAUUCAGAACGGCAAAGGCGCACUCUACAAAAAGAGUGCAAAUAUAGCUAGCCAUUCGGAAGGAACUUUGAAGUCUCUGGUAUUGAGUCAUAAGUAGGAAUUGUGACAUCUCUAUAAAAUUGAUCAAAUGCAAAAUGAUUUUUGCGACAAACGCAAAAAAGAAACUAAAAUAAAAACUUCUAUUUGUAUUGGUGUUAGUCUGAGACACAAGGGGGAGUUCGCUUAUUGUUCCUGUAGGUAAGCCUCCCGCUGGGCCAGCUUGGAGCUAUAAAUCUAACGAUGGGCAAAUGUCUAGUGUGCUUCGUAGUGGUUAUUAUCUUAUUGUGAGUAAGGUUUUUUUUUUCAUUUCUCUUCUUUGUUUGUAACUGUUGUUGUAAAUAAUUUAUUUGUCAUCUGUUUUUUGUGUGCACUGCGACUAUUGUUUUGUUCAUGAUAAAUUUUCCUUUGUUAAGUUCUGCCUUUGUCUGGUAAAGACUCACAUUACCUGAUUAGACCAACUUAUUUGUAAUUGUAAAUUACAUAGACAUUGUGGAUUGUUAGUUUAAUUUACUUGGGGGACCAAGGCACCCCAUUUAUAAAUUGGUGGCAGCGUUCUGAUAUUAUUUAUAUUACUAGGAAAGCUACAAUUUCUGGGGAAAUUGUGUGUGUGAAGUGUUCUUGCCUCCACCGGUAGUCUAUAACUCCAGGAAAGAGUAACUGGGUGGAGUGGCUUGAGUAACUGCUGUGUGGUUGGAGUGGCUGGAGUAACUGUGGAAAGGUUGGACUGGGCAGAGUAACUGUGUGGAGUGUUUGGAGUGAGUAAAGAUAGUAAACAUUACACUGACCAAUUGAUUUAUCAAAUUUAAAAAGUGCACAUGGCAAGCUUGAUAGAGUGAGAAAUGCAUUUCAACUUUUUUUUUAUUUAUAUAGCACAUUUAAUUGCAACGUUGUUGCCCAAAGUGCUUCACAGUUACAUUAAAAUAUACAUUUAUAAACAAAUUAGCAGGUGUACAAAAGGCCCUGUCUAUGACAUCACUUGCUGCUCCAGCCUGGCACAGGUCAGAGUAUUUUGGUGGUUGCCAUCUUCAAACGGUCGUAUUUUAAAAACUAUAAAUCCUACAGCGAAGAGCUUUAUAUUGUGAGAAUCACAAGACCCAGACCUACAUUUUGAUGCAUAGUAUGUCUCUGAAAUAUUAACAAUGAAGGCACAGUCGCAGUUUAGAAAUUGCCCUUCAGAUUUGAGCUGGCUAGAGUGGAGUUUCAAUGAAUGUCAAAGGACGGCGUGAGUUGCAAACAAAUGAUUAUAUUGUGAAAACUAUCAGGACUACGGCUUAGCUGUUGACAUGUUUAGUGGCAGCAGGGAUAGCUGAACGUUUUGAUAUAAAAUUUGUGUAGGUGGGCCUGAAAAUAAGGGAGUGGUGGCAGUUUAGAAAUCAUGUCCUGAUUUUUCAGCUUUUGCCAGCUCUCACUCUAGUUUUAAACAUUUUGCCAUUCAUUCCUAUGGGACCAAUUUCACCACAAGAGCGACGAUAUUCCGCGAACCAUUCGGCAAAACGUUCCACAAAGUAAUAGCAAUCCAAUCGGGAACAAUCCGCACUUUUCGGUAUAUUUCUGUCUAUGUAGUGUAAAAACUGUGGGAGGAGUUAGGGUGGCAAAUUUGGCUAUAAUAAGAAUAAUAAUAUAUAUGUGAGAUAACAAUAAGUGUUCUUGCAAGAACACUUAAUAAUAUAUAUGUGAGAUAACAUUAAGUGGUCUUGCAAGAACACUUAAUAAUAUAUAUGUGAGAUAACAUUAAGUGGUCUUGCUAUGCAAGAACACUUAAUUAUAAUUAAAUGUGGGUGGUGUUAAGGGGGAUUGGUAUCAUGAUUUCUAGUCCAGUGCAGACAAACAUUGAAUUUUAACCCUUUCACCCCCAGAACCAAGUCACACGCACGCUUGGAGUAGGGUGUGUUUGUGACAUUAUGGACUACAUCUCUGAUAAUGCUCUUACAGCUAUGAUGCUGGAAAAGUAUCAAGGGAGUUGUAGUCCACAACAUCUGGAGUGCCGAAGGUUACCUACCCCGGCCCUACAGCAAUAAGGCUUGGAAGGCUGCGGAUUCAGCAGACACAAUCCAUUAAGUAAGUAGCUUACUGGCAUUUUAAAUUGGCCCUCCCUGUUUGAAUUGACACAUUCUUUUAAUGAAAUAUGAUGCUAGAUAGUGUAUUUAAAAAUAUGUAAAAUCAUUUAUAUCAAAAUAAUAAGAGGUUUUAACAAAGCAUUACUCUUAUAAACUAUAAGAAACUUAACUAUAGUUUCUUAUAGUUUAUUACUCUUAUAGUUUUGAUAUUUUGUUCAUAUCCCCAUACAUAACUUCAUCAUCAUAGUUUGCCUACUCUAGAAAGUAGCUUGUCCAUUCUAGAGUCCCUCGUUUUGGUCUCUGGAAUCUAAACUUUUGGAUAAGUCUAACACAGCACUACAACGGUUAUAUUACGGUGCUCAGCUGCUUAGCAGAUCCCAUAGUUCUGUUUGGAACAGCAGUUUCUGUGACUUGUAGUUCAUGUUUUAGCGUUCUCAUUAUGAAAGCUGUUUGUUGAACUAUAACUCCCAGAAAGCUUUGCUGUACUUACUGAUAACGUAAACAACGGUUAUUGGACACCGCAGGUUAGGAAGGAGGGACAGAAAGAGGUGUGACGCAGGAACAAUGAUCUGCAAUAAAUUAUACAAAUGUAUAUAUUUCUUUUUUUUCAAAACCUGUAUAGAAAUUGUCCAUGCAAAAUGAAAUAGAGCCAAAUAUAAAGGUAAAGAGAUCCAAAAAUGCAUUAUGCUUUGUUGGUGCAUGGUGUCCCUUUUUAAGAUAUACUUAUUGCUACUUCUGACUCCUUUUUCCUUCAGUAUUAUGCAGAGUCCCACGGAGUCAUUUACAUGAUCGAUUCCACGGAUGAGACUCGUCUGUCGGAGUCAAAGAGAGCUUUUGGUGAGUUCAAAAUGAUGAUCCUAGUUGCUAGUGGACUAAAUGGGGGAGGGUCUUGUGUCUUAAUGCUGUUCUGUCGUUUGCAGAGAGGAUGAUUUGCAGUGAAGCUCUGGAGGGGGUUCCUAUCCUUGUAUUGGCAAACAAACAAGAUGUAGAGGUAAAUUACAGAGGAAAAAGUCAAUGUGCAGCUCUCAUCUGCCAUGUCUUUAGUAGUGAGGAUCACCCUUACCAAAUCCCACCAGUUAUUCCCCGUUCGUAACCCUCUAUAAACUGCCCACUAUUCGUUUUUAAUUCGUGCACAUUUAUGCUAGAUAUAACUAGCAGGUCCGUAUCUUACUGCACAGUAAUAAAACAUAGUGUGCCUGGGCCUUCUAAAAGUAGAAUCAUAUAAAAAAAAUCGGUAAAUACGGAGCGUGAUAAGGUUUUUGGAGCAGAGUAUUUGGGUCUGGUAUUUAAAUUGAAUCCCAGUCACACUGCAAAUAAUUCUGCAGCCUAAUUUGUAGAUAUAGACCCAUACGUUUCAAAAUAUUCCUAGAUCGCUUGUAUUGACAAUGACAGCGACACUUGGUGAGGAUAUGAGAUGUAUCAUAAUUGGAAAUAUUAGUUGGAAUCAGGCACUUUAACCAGCAGGGGGAGCCCUGAGUCCAUGUGUUCCAUUUAAAGGACAGUUGUCAUCAAAUUUCACUUCUCGUUUUAUUAAAAUGUUUUGCAUUUAAUGAAACUUGGUGAUAUUUUGUAAAUUAUGUAUAUUGAUUUUUAUUUUUUAAUUUAUAAAAAUUCACUUUUUAACUGGCUGAGCAGCCAAGUUGGGUUAGACUCUAUUGUUCUCUGACCAACUGCUACUCAAUCUAACUUGCCUGCUGCUGCGAUUUUGAGCAAGUUAGGUUGGGCAGCAGUUGGUCAGAUAUUAUUAUUGUCAGUUUUUCUAUAGCGCCAACUUAUUCUGCAGCGCUUUACGAUAUAGCCAGUAGAGUCAGAGCCAACAUGGCCGCUCAGAUAAAUGAAAAAAAAAAUUUUUUUUUAAUUUUCUCAAAACAAAUAAUCAGUAUACAUCAUUUUAAAAAAAUGUCAUGAUUUUUCAUAAAAUUUUAUAAACAUUUAAAAAAAUUAAAAAGAAACUUUUGAUGACAGCUGUCCUUUAAGAAUUCCCCUCACCUUUCCAAUAAAAUGAUGAGCUGUGUUUUUUAGUUAUUUACUAUAACCAGCAAAAUGAAACUGUCAGCAAUAUAUUAUUACAGCUUGAGUCAUGACGUGGCCCAUGAUUCACUUUACUUCUUUCUUUUUAAAUUAAGAGCAACUCCCUAUGUCAACAGGUAAAUGGCGCCAAUUAUGUUUCUAUAGAUAUCAUUCAUUUAACAGCAAAUCACUGGGAAUUGAAACACAAAAGGCCAAUUCUAGGCUAAAAUGUCAAGCCGUGACUAUAAUGGGUUUGGACAAUGUUUCUGGAUUGGCUAUUUUUGCAUAAAUUUUGCAGUUUUGCCAGAUUUCUGUUCACUACAGUUUUAAUGUUAGCCAAUAAACCUAUAAAGUGUGAAUUGUUGGGAAUUAAAAUCUUUAGGUUAAAUCGACCAAACUGAAAAUCUAGCUGACUUGGAGACUUUUCCCACUUGGCUUCUUUGAAAUUCCCUUCAGAUUCACUAAAUUCCUCACAGUUCACACUUUUGUGAAUAAUCUUAAAGGGACACUAUAGUCACCAGAGUAACUAGAGUUUAUUGAAUUUGUUCUGGUGAGUAGAAUAAUUCCAUUCAGGCUUUUUGCAGUAAGCACAGCCUUUUCAGAGAAAAUGCAGUAUUUACAUUACAGCCUAGUGAUAACUUCACUGGCCACUCAGAUGGCUGGUACAGAAUUAAAGGGACAAUAUAGUCACCAGAACAACUACAGCUUAUUGUAUUUGUUCUGGUGAGUAGAAUCAUUCCCUUCAAGCUUUUUGCAGUAAACACGGCCUUUUCAGAGAAAAUGCAGUGUUUACAUUACAGCCUAGUGAUAACUUCACUGGCCACUCCUCAGAUGGCUGCUAGAGGUGCUUCCUGGGACAGUGCUGCAUACUGUGACUGACAUUCAGUGUCUCCACCCUCUGCAUGCAAACACUGAACUUUCCUCAUAGAGAUGAAUUGAUUCAAUAUAUCGCUAUGAGGAGAUGCUGAUUGGCCAGGGCUGUGUUUGACUUGUGCUGGCUCUGCCCCUGAUCUGCCUUCUUGGCAGUCUCAGCCAAUCCUAUGGGGAAGCAUUGUGAUUGGCUCAGACCACCACUUCUGACAGCAGGCAGUUCUAGGGUAGAGGAAGCAACUGCAGACUUGAAUACAAGUAGGAUUUUACUAUAUUUAAGGAGGCAGGGGGAAGUGGUGAGGCAGGGGGCUAGAUGGUGUUUUUAACACUAUAGGGUCAGGAAUACAUGUUUGUGUUUCUGACCAUAUAGUGUUCCUUUAAGAGAUUACUCCAAGCAUUAUAACUACUAAAGACCACUUUAGUGGUAUGAUACCAGGAGAACCCUGGCCUACUUCCCAGUAAUGGGGCAUUAGUUUGGAUUUGCUGGAUCCUCUUUUACUGGGUGUGAUGUGCUGAUUCUGCCGGCCAUUCAUUGACUGAGCGCUUCAUCUGACCACUCUCAGCCAAUGAAUACAGCUUUGGGCAUAAAGUGCGGAAAAUUGAUAUUGGGCACAAUGGAAAUUUUUUCCGUGUUGGCUAAAGACGCAGUGAUAUUGCCGGAGCUGGAGUUCAUCAAAUAGACUCCAGGCACCAUGACCACUUCAAAUCACUUUGGAGGUGUGGGGUUCCUUGAAAUAGUGAGAGCAAAACCCUGAAGCUUGUGGAUCAGGGAACUUUGUAGAUUUUAACUGUCGCUUGUUCUAGGGCUGCCUCUCAAUUCCGGACAUCAAGACGGCUUUCAGUGACUGCAUCAACAAGAUCGGAAAGAGAGACUGCCUGACUCAGGCCUGCUCGGCGCUGUCUGGGUGAGGCCAUGAUUUCUACUUAUUAUAGUCCUUUUCAAGCUGAGGGUAUACAAAGACGGUCUUAUUCACAGAGGUGUGAAUUAUUUAAUGCAUAAAAAAUGAAGGGAUUUAUGGGAAACAUAGUCCAGCAGUCACACAUAGUUUCAUUCAUGAAAAGACUUACAUACACCUACAUGCUGGAAAAUCUGAAUUCAUGUUGUUUUUUUUUGUUUAAUUUAACUGCAGUAUUGCCUAGAAAGCUGACAUAAACCAUACUAGUUAUUUAGAAUUCAUAGGGGUUUAGAGCUUUCCCUGUGGUUUCACGAGUGCAUGGCUUAAAGAUGACCCAGUCAUAUUUUUUUAAGACAUGUUUUGUUUAGUAAAACUACGCUUUAAAUCACCCCAUAAUCACUGGGUUCCCUCCCAACGUCCUCUGCAUUUUCCUCUUCUAAUUGUUCGUUAUAUAUCUGACUCCCGUUUACCAUUGUUGCAGGAGAGGCGUCAAUGAAGGGGUGGAGUGGAUGGUGAAAUGCGUGGUGAGGAAUAUUCAUCGCCCUCCAAGGCAGAAAGACAUAACAUAGGAUGUAUUGGAUCUCAGCAACUGGAAGCAAGUGAUUCUAGAGCUCUGGCAAAGAAAAGGGUCUCUGUAUGUGGAACAGACUUGGAAUCUUCAUAUCUGGACGCAAACACCUUGAAUGUGCUGGUUUUAACUUUUGUAUCAAAAUUGAGUAUAGAAAUGUAUUUAUGUGAUUUAUUGGCUGGAUGAUGUCUGUUCCAUAUUCCAUAGCGCCUCCCCAACUGUUCCUUAUGAGCUCCACGUUUUUAGCACUGUCGUCUCUUACCCGCACAAGCUCCGGUGCUCCUGAGAGAUCGAGAGGACGGCCUCAGUGGUUCCUCUAUGGUGGUUUGUGUGUAAUACUGAGCAGCUAGUUGUGAGUUAACCUAGCAUAUACUACUUCUGUCCAUGUUUGAUCUUAAAUUGUGAUUUGUCUACUGUCUAAAUUACUGUGUCUGGAAGGAGGGGGACUGUCGAGUUUGAUAAUUUGGCAUUAAGAGAAUUUCUAGGUCACUGGUAUUUGAUUUGAAUUUGGCUUAAUCUUUAACGUGGUUGGCUUGCUCUGUAUUUCAAAACACUCCUAUCAAAAUAUACUCACUUGCUGGGCAGAAGAGACACUACUAAAAACAUUUUCACCCUAAUGGUGUGUGUGUCCCGUAUUUCUUGCAGAGGUAUCUUACACACGUCCAAAAUGUUUAUUGCAAAUAUAGCAAUACGUUGUUCUUAUUACCUGGUACAGAAUUAAAGGGACAAUAUAGUCACCAGAACAACUACAGCUUAUUGUAUUUGUUCUGGUGAGUAGAAUCAUUCCCUUCAGGCUUUUUGCUGUAAACACUGUCUUCUCAGAGAAAAUGCAGUGUUUACAUUACAGCCUAGUGAUACCUCCACCGGCCACUCCUCAGAUGACUGCUAGAGGUGCUUCCUGGGACUGUUCUGCACACUGUGCAGCACUGUCAUUCAGGGUCUCCUCCCUCUGCAUACAGACACUGAACUUUCCUCACAGUGAUGCAUUGAUUCAGUGCAUCUCUAUGAGGAGAUGCUGAUUGGCCAGGGCUGUGUUUGGCUUGUGCUGGCUCUGCCCCUGUUCUGCCUCUUUGUCAGUCUCCACUAAUCCUAUGGGAAAACAUUGUGAUUGGCUCCGAUAAUCACUUCUAAUGAUGUCAGCCAAGCAGCCAGAGCCAGGGAUUCAGCAACUAAGAACUUGAUUUAAUGCUUUUGGAUAAGCUUUUGAAAUGAUCAUAAUCUGUUAGAAAAACACGUUUCCACUGAUUUAUCUACAGAAGUCACCAAUAAAGUCUUCAGGGAUUUGUGUAGAUAAAUCAUUUGAAAGUUUUUUCCCAACAGAUUUAAAAAGUUUGAUCAUUUGAAAAGUUUAUCCAAAGUAAUUAAAUUGAGACCUUAAUUAGAAAUUGUGGAGCAUUUGCAAAGGACUUGCAAAUCGCUAAAUCGUGAAAUUGAAAAACGUAUGCAAGCUUGCUCUUUUCUUUUUACAGCUUAAAAAUGCUGGAUUAAAAUUUGCAUUCCUCCAGUAUUCCUGUUUCAGUGAAUUAACACGUUUUAAAAACCCAGAGCAUAGAUCCUGCUGUGUCAUAUCAUCUUCUGUAUAUUUUACCCCCAUCCCAUGACAUCAUUCAUGAAAUAAAACUUUGUGCAGAUGAGGUGAAUUGAAGAAUAUUUUAAAUAUUUCUAAUUCUUUGCUGACUGUUGUCUACAAGCCCCUGCAAAUCCCUUUGUAUAGCUAGAGCAGGGUCCAAUGAUAUACACAGCACUAUAACGUUCUCAAUUUAUAGUGUUAACUCCUUCUAUGGAUCCUGCCUCCUCCCCACCCAGCUCACUGGAGACAUUCCGUUCUGAGUGAAUCGCACAGAGGGUUACCCACUAAAACCACAAUGUAGUAAUUCGAAAUCUGAAUGGAGAAAAGACUAAAAUAGUCAAACCGUUACAAAAGCCUAGUUGGAUCAUUUUUCCAAAUCAGCUGUUUUUGCCUAGAUAUUGAAAUUCGUAUACCCAACAAGCUACAAUUCUGUGUUUAGUCAAUAAACCUCAUAAAAUGUGAA